Molecule: messenger RNA, 927 nt
Organism: Adelges cooleyi (spruce gall adelgid)
Lineage: Eukaryota; Metazoa; Arthropoda; Insecta; Hemiptera; Adelgidae
Exons: 4
Coding region: 1-858 (285 amino acids)
Source: RefSeq, a predicted model, not a curated record
AUGAAAACCGUCGUGGCCGUCAAGUUGGGCUUGUGCGCUUCCGCUUUCGGUGCGGCUACUGUGGCCGCCGCCUGCUUUGUAGCCGUCUGGUCGUACUGGUUUUUUGAAUUUGAUGCUGACUGCUCGGUACACGACUGCAAGUGCAUACUUUAUGGUACCAGUUUCGCCGGUGGCACAUUUGUAGGCGGCGAGCAGUACCGGUGCCGGUAUGUCUGGUGGUCGUUGGUCGCUUCCACUAUAUGCGCGGCUAUCGCUUGCGCCUGUUACGGUUUAGCGCUUCUGUGCUCGACCGGAACUCGGCCAUAUGUCACAGCCCGUACUUCAGAAGAUACCAAGAGUUCUCAGGUAUCGUCCGCGAAGAUUUGCUUUAUUAUUUUUUGUGGUUUGAUGGCACUCAAUAUGACUAUUGCGUCCAUUGUACUGACAAACGGCUACGUUGCGACAUGUCAACAAUACGUCUACCGAGUAAAAAGCUUUCUAAUGCCGACUGGAAACAUGGUGGAAUUGGUAUCAAGUAGAAUGUCAUGUGAAACUAUUUACGAUUUCUUGGACUAUGUGCAGCCACCUUCUCACGAAGCGACAAUUGAGCUUAUAAAUCAACACAGACCGAAUCCCCGAAACUAUAUCAUCAACACGUGGGUUUUAUUGAUGACGUCCAUCGUGCAACAAUACAAAUUUGAAUUUCCUGUUAUUAUUUUGAACAUUUUCAAUUUCCAUAUGAAAAUUAUUGCUUCCACCACUUUUUAUUCAAAAAUUAAAAAACCGGGUGUUACAUUGAUUCUAAUGGAAGUUGUCUUCGCUAUCAUAUUAUAUCUCCGAAUUAAUAAAUUACAAAAAAAAAAUGAAUUGUUGAAAUAAGUUUAAAUGAUAAUUGCUUCCACCACUUGAAUAUCGCUUGUCUAAUCUCUAUUUUCAUAACCUCCUUGC